Neohortaea acidophila is the source of this 996-nucleotide messenger RNA. RefSeq names its product kinase-like domain-containing protein. Gene Ontology annotation, biological process: regulation of transcription by RNA polymerase III; protein phosphorylation; DNA damage response. The transcript is spliced from 3 exons. Bases 1 to 996 code for a protein of 331 amino acids. The record is from RefSeq and is a predicted model, not a curated record. Gene Ontology annotation, molecular function: ATP binding; protein serine/threonine kinase activity. Lineage: Eukaryota; Fungi; Ascomycota; Dothideomycetes; Mycosphaerellales; Teratosphaeriaceae. Gene Ontology annotation, cellular component: nucleus; protein kinase CK2 complex; cytosol.
AUGGCGCGCGUCUACGCCAACGUCAAUCAAGAGAUGCCCCGCGCGUACUGGGACUACGACUCUGUCAAUAUCAGCUGGGGCGUCCUUGAGAACUACGAGGUUGUGCGGAAGAUCGGCCGCGGCAAAUACAGCGAAGUCUUCGAAGGCAUCAACGUCGUCAACUACCAGAAAUGCGUCAUCAAAGUCCUCAAGCCCGUCAAGAAGAAGAAGAUCAAGCGCGAGAUCAAAAUCCUGCAGAACCUGUCGGGGGGGCCGAACAUUGUCGCGCUGCUCGACGUCGUGCGCGACAGCCAGAGCAAGACGCCCAGCCUGAUUUUCGAGAACGUCAACAACACCGACUUCCGCACCCUCUACCCCAAAUUCCAGGACCUUGACGUCCGCUACUACAUCUACGAGCUGCUCAAGGCCCUCGACUUCUGCCAUUCCAAGGGCAUCAUGCACCGCGACGUGAAGCCGCACAAUGUCAUGAUCGACCACGAGGCGCGCAAGCUGCGCCUCAUCGACUGGGGCCUUGCCGAAUUCUACCACGCCGGCACAGAAUACAACGUGCGCGUCGCCAGCCGCUACUUCAAAGGGCCGGAGCUGCUCGUCGACUUCCAAGAGUACGACUACAGCCUCGACAUGUGGAGUCUGGGCGCCAUGUUCGCGAGCAUGAUCUUCCGCAAAGAGCCCUUCUUCCACGGCAACAGCAACAGCGACCAGCUCGUCAAGAUAGCCAAGGUGCUCGGCACGGAGGAGCUGUUCGACUACCUCGACAAGUACGAUAUUGAAUUGGAUGCGCAGUACGACGACAUCCUCGGCCGCUUCCCCAAGAAGAGCUGGCAUGCGUUUGUCAACUCCGAGAAUCAGCGCUUCGUUAGUAAUGAUGCGAUUGACUUUCUCGACAAGUUGUUGAAAUAUGACCAUCAGGAACGGCUGACUGCAAAAGAAGCCAUGGAACACCAGUACUUCGAGCAGAUCCGCAAAGCCGAAUUCAGCAACAGCACGCAUACAUGA